AUGCGUGUGCAGGGAAACAGUGGCCUCAGGAUGUGGGCAACUAGUGUAGUGUUGCUGCUGGUGACAGUGUGCGGUUUUUGUGCAAGUUCCAGUGGACCUGCACCCCAAUGGGAACACAUGGUGGACUUUGAUCCCAACUAUCGGCUGCUUUGGAGCGUUGGAAGUCAGGAGGUGACGUUUGAGAUACAGGCGAGAACCCUAGGAUACGUGGGGCUUGGGUUUUCGCGCGAUGGAACGUUGGUUGGUGCGGACGUUGCUGUCGGUUGGAUCGAACAAGGACAUGUCUAUCUGCAGGAUCGACACAUCCGACCGGACAGCGACGGUGAACCAAUUGUCGACUCCUCGCAAGACUACACGCUGCUACUCGGGUACGAGAACACAACCCACACCGUAAUUAGAUUUAAGCGCAAUCUGGAUACCUGUGAUAUGAAGGAUGACUUCCCGAUAACGAACGACACCAUGCGUGUCCUUUUCCUCUACUCAAAGGAAAAACCAAUGAAAGGUUCGAACGCCACCCUACCCCAACCGCUCGUCGCCUUCAAGGGUUCGCGUUCGAUCUUCCUAACGCAACGUUCCAGCCAGGACGAACUGUUGAAUGCACCGAGCGUUAGCAUACUGGAGCUGCGCAACGAAGACGUCGAGCUGCCGGACAGCGACGAAAGCCUGUACUGGUGCAAAAUCUUCAAGCUGGACGAUUUCGCACAGAAGCAUCAUCUCGUGCGGUACGAACCAGUGUUCGAUUCGAGCACGAGCGUCCUCUACCUAAACCAUCUGAUCCUGUACGAAUGUCAAGGGUUGUCGCAGGAGCUGGAGCAACUGUCCCGCCAGCGUGGCUCACCCUGCUUCCGGCUGCAACCGAUGCACUGCAACACCGUCGUAGCUAAUUGGGCCCGUGGAUCUGACGGCUUCACCUUCCCACCGGAGGCUGGCUAUCCGCUAGAAUCGCACCAGGCCACGUACUACAUGCUCGAGACCCACUACAACUAUCCCGACUACACGUACGAUUUCUCGCCGUUCUAUCGCAAGAAUCUCAGCAAGCAGCAGCGCAACAUGCACAUUAAAUCGCGCGACGAAACGGCCGAACCCCAGGCAGAAGACAGCGAUCCACGGUCCAACGGCGAUGAAGACCUCGCCGACGACGGAGACGAUAGUAUCGCGAUGGAGCAACAGAUGGUGGACAACUCGGGCCUGAAGCUGUUCUACACGCACAAGCUACGCCAGCACGAUGCCGGCGUCCUGUCCGUCGGUCUCGAUCCUAACUGGCGUCACAUUAUACCGCCCCGGCAGGAGAACGUUAUCUCCCAGGGCCACUGUAUUGGGGCGUGCACGCAGCGAGCCUUUCCGCGCGAUGGCAUCAACAUCUUUGCCGUGAUGAGCCGUACGCAUCUGAUCGGACGGCAGGUGCAACUACGCCAGAUCCGUGGCAGCAUGGAGCUGCAGCCAAUAAUGCGUGACACAAACAUCGAUCCAAGCUAUCAGGACUACCGGCGGUUGACCGUACCGACCAAGGUACUGCCGGGCGAUAGUCUCGUUGCGGAAUGUAUCUAUGACAGCUCGUCCCGCAAAUCCAUCACUCUCGGUGGCAUGACGACCCGGGAGGAAAUCUGUAUCAUCCUGACACUGUACUACCCUCGUCAGCGGGAGCUGACAUCGUGCCAUUCGCUGCCAAGUUUACCGACCGUACUACAUUCGCUCGGCAUCGAGGAGCUCGCCUCCGGUACCAAUCCGGUCGUGAUAGCUUCCCCGGCCGAGCUGGCCGGUAUGACGCUCGAGCGGCGGCUCACAUCCUACGACUGGGAGAAUCAGUUCGAGAGCUUCCAGGACGCGACCAGGCAGGGUUCCUUCAAGCCACUCUGCUGGACACCGACCAACACGAUGCUACCGGGCAUCGAGUCGGAAUCGUUCAGCAGUAACAUAACGCGCCACUGGAAACCGGUGGACCGGUGUCGAAACAUUCACACCAACCUAGUUACCGAGACGGGCACACCGAACAUGAUCGAUAUGCCGGCGAUGGACGAUCACGAAUCGACCAACAUGAUCGAUGCCGAUCUGAAGGCGAAAAUGUCCCGCAGCGGUCAACAGACGCCGCCGACCACCAACCAUCGGCAGGUCGGUCGUAGCUCCGGUUCAACGCUGCUCGAAUCGUUCCUCGCCCUAACGGUGGCCGCCAUUCUAGGGUUCGCUUUACAGUAG
Molecule: messenger RNA, 2193 nt
Organism: Anopheles maculipalpis
Lineage: Eukaryota; Metazoa; Arthropoda; Insecta; Diptera; Culicidae
Product: MOXD1 homolog 2-like
Exons: 9
Coding region: 1-2193 (730 amino acids)
Biological process (GO): norepinephrine biosynthetic process; dopamine catabolic process; octopamine biosynthetic process
Cellular component (GO): secretory granule membrane
Molecular function (GO): copper ion binding; dopamine beta-monooxygenase activity
Source: RefSeq, a predicted model, not a curated record